UCAUCAAAGGGCCGCUCCGAUCUCCUCAACGGCCAUCUGCGGCUUUGUCGUACACUACUGCGAGGAUGAAAAGCGAAACCGAAAUCCGUGUGCCCGGGACCAGCCAAGGUAAGAGGCAACAACAUUGCUCUAUUGAUGAUCAAAUCACGAAUGUCUUUCGCUUUUACUUACCUACGGUAGAAUUCGCAGUGGUGUACCGGCAGGUUUCCAUGACAACGCUUCCACACCCCUUUGUGAAUCCAAACGGCGCCUUCUCCAUCUAAACAUCUUG
This is a messenger RNA of Parathielavia appendiculata, 271 nucleotides long. RefSeq lists its product as uncharacterized. The transcript has a single exon. The record is from RefSeq and is a predicted model, not a curated record. Bases 66 to 263 code for a protein of 65 amino acids. NCBI's taxonomy places the organism in Eukaryota, Fungi, Ascomycota, Sordariomycetes, Sordariales, Chaetomiaceae.